AUGGCAAACGAUACCUACCUAACAGACGACUAUGUCGCCUCCCUUCUUGCCGCCGACGCGAAAUCCAGUUCUAUCAAAUAUUCAUCCAUGGGUCUCUCAGCCUACGCCCCCUCAUCCAAACCACCUCCCAAUAAACCCAAACCCAAUACUCGUUUUUUGCGAAAUAUUAUCAGAGAUACGGAUAAUCACAAUAGCGCAUUAUUAGCCAAAGAAGCUGCGGAGGCAAAAGCUAGAUUGGAGAGUUUAUCAGGUGGAGCAAGACAGAGAAAGGUUGCGCCGACGGAUAUUAGGAGGAGGCAAUUGGGGGAUAUCAAGGCAAUUUUAGGAGGGCCGGUGAAGAGAAAACGGGAAGGAGAAGAUGCAGGGCGGGGCAGUGGGAAGAGAGAAGAUUCGUCGCGCACGGGAGAAAGUGCAAAGAUUCGGAAAGUGAGGGAUGAGGAAGAUGGCGAUCGCAGAAGGAAUAGGAAAGAUAUCGAUAUUUCUGCGGAAUUGAUAAGUCAUCGAAGGAGGGAAUCGAGACGCGGUGAAGAUCGAGGCACAGAUGAGGAAGUUGAUAGAGAGAAACGAAGAUCUAAAGACAGGCGGAGAAAAUAUCAAGACGAUAACUUGGAAGAAGAUCAUCAAUCUCAACGAAGAGAACACAGACGAAGAAGAAGUACUUCCGAAGAUCGAGAGCGCACAAGGGACGAGAGGAAAAGAUAUAGAGAGAGAGACAGAUCAGGUUCACCUCGAGAACUUCGAAGUAAAGACUCGACUUAUCGAGAUCGAUCACCCCGUCGCUCGCGAAAACGCUCCUUUUCACCACCUUCAGAAGAUGAAGGAAAAUCUUCCUCGAGAUCGCAUAAACAUUCCUCAUCCCGUUCCAAGCGCCACCCAUCUCCAGACGCAGAAUCAUCCGACUCCGACCCUCUAGACUCAAUAAUUGGACCUCGUCCCGCCCACGAAAAACAACCUCUUCGAAUCCGUGGUCGUGGCGCUAUAUCCCUCGGUUCUACAUCAAUGGAUUCUCGAUUCCACGCAGAUUAUGAUCCGAAGAGUGAUGUACAACUCGAAGAUAACCUUGACAAGGCAGGAGGGGAAGGAGAAGAUUGGGAUCAAGCAUUAGAAGCUCUACGCGAUCGACAGAAAUGGAAAAUGCAGGGCGCGAAUCGAUUACGCGAUGCGGGGUUUUCGGAAGAGGAAGUUAAGAAAUGGGAGAGGGGAGGUGAGAAGAGGGAAGAAGAUGUGAAGUGGAAGGGGAAGGGAGAGGGAAGGGAAUGGGAUAGAGGAAAGGUUGUGAGGGGUGAUGGGACGGUGGGAUUUGAAACUGGAUGGGGGGAGGCGAAGAUGGAGGGGGCUUUGGGAUCUAGUAUAGAUGCGGAGUUUGGGAGAUUGAAAUAG
Botrytis sinoallii is the source of this 1380-nucleotide messenger RNA. RefSeq lists its product as uncharacterized. The record is from RefSeq and is a predicted model, not a curated record. NCBI's taxonomy places the organism in Eukaryota, Fungi, Ascomycota, Leotiomycetes, Helotiales, Sclerotiniaceae. Bases 1 to 1380 code for a protein of 459 amino acids. The transcript has a single exon.